Molecule: messenger RNA, 1005 nt
Organism: Rotaria socialis
Lineage: Eukaryota; Metazoa; Rotifera; Eurotatoria; Philodinida; Philodinidae
Source: the annotation of a GenBank genome assembly
AUGAGUUCAUCGUUAGACAAUAGCAGUAUAGCUAUUUCAGCCCAUAUACUUAAUUGGGAACUAAGCAAGAAACUAACAUUUUGGUCAUUGAUUAUUUUGAUUUUUCCAUCAAUUAUUGGUUCAUUUCUUGUAUUCUAUGGUGUUAUACGAAAGAAAGAAAUACGACAUCGAAUAAAAAAUCAACUGGUUCUAUUGAUUUGUGUGGUUCAUUUCGUUCAAGCCGUAUUUGAGUUACCAUUCACAAUCAUAUACCUUUACCAUGGAACAGUCCCGGUAGCUUCAAAUGUAUUUUGUGACUAUUGGCAAAUUCUUAUUACCACUCUUAACAUGGCAACACUUGAACUCAAUGCUCAUUUAUCAAUUGAACGCUAUUUGCUUAUAUUUCAUAAUGCAUUUAUACAGAGAUAUAGCAUUAGUUUACAUUACGUACCAGCAUUUUUUCUCAUUAUCGUUGCACUAUUGUUUACAUUUAUAUGUAUCGUUUCCUAUCCUUGCAAAAGUACGUAUGAUUACAAUGCGGUAGUUUGCGGUGUUGCAUGUUUCACAUUGAAUCCAAUACUGGGCCCAAUAGGUUGGCUUAUUUUUUACCUUGUACCGUUGGUCAUUAUUGUUGUUUCAAAUUUAUUUCUUAUCAUACAAGUAACUCUACAAAAACGUCGAAUGCUACAAACAAAUGUCUGGAAAAAGAAUUUAGGCAUGACUUUACAACUGUUCGCAGUCACAGGAGUAUUAUAUGUUUCCUGGUUACCUAUAAUUCUUACCAGUGUGAUUAACAUAAUACAUUUGACACCAGUUCUAUUCGAGCUCCAAGCCAAUUGGUUAUUGCUUGGUUUAAUCUAUCUUGCUGUCCUAUCGUCUCCAUUGACGGCUACAGUUGCAAUUCCUGAACUGAAAACAGAGAUGUAUACAAUGAUUCGCGGAUGGCGCCGUAAUAUUACGCAUGAUCGAAUCGGCCCAGUCACUAUGACAGCUCAGACGGUCACCAACGGUACACAACAAAUGUAA